GGGGUCCUAGGGCCAGUAGUCCUGUGGUAGCAUGCCAGCCAGUACCAUGGCCAGCUCCCGCCCUUCUGGUGUCACAUAAGCCAGCCUCCAUGGCUGAAAAGUGUGCCACAGCUUAACCCCCUUCCGUGAUGAACUCAAAGGAACCCAAGAAGUGCCCCCAGUGUAAGAAGAGUAGAAACAAGGCCCAGGAAGAAUUUGCCAGGAAGUUUCCGUACAGGUUCUCCUGGCUGACGGAACCCACUACAGAGUUCCUGCAGCCCUGGGAAGUCACGAAGAUGACCACCUCACUGAGGGACCAGCUGCCCCUGCAGAAGACGCUGGUGCCAACGAGAUCCAUCCCAGUCAGAGGACUUGGGGCCCCAGAUUUUACAUCAUCGUCCUGCUUGUACCCUCCACCACCACCGCCACCUCAGAGCCAACUUUGGGAACUCAAGCUAGUGAGCCACCGCUUCCCCAGGCCAGGUGCCCGCGCCGCCCACCCCUCCAGAAGCCUCUCCCAGGGCCCGGCUCCCAGUGGCCUCCCUCUCGGCCCCCGGUCCCUGGCACUCCAGGCAGCAGCCACUGACAGAGGUGAACUCUAGUGAGGGGAACCGCUCUGACGGGGCUCUUCAUCCCCUCAUCAGCCACACCGUCUGAAUAAACUUUUCAGGUUCAAAUCCUA
Messenger RNA from Lutra lutra (Eurasian river otter), 661 nucleotides. RefSeq names its product chromosome 1 C3orf22 homolog (gene C1H3orf22). The record is from RefSeq and is a predicted model, not a curated record. The coding region runs from base 129 to 581 and encodes 150 amino acids. NCBI's taxonomy places the organism in Eukaryota, Metazoa, Chordata, Mammalia, Carnivora, Mustelidae. The transcript has 4 exons.